Molecule: messenger RNA, 4934 nt
Organism: Mugil cephalus (flathead mullet)
Lineage: Eukaryota; Metazoa; Chordata; Actinopteri; Mugiliformes; Mugilidae
Gene: zmynd8
Product: zinc finger, MYND-type containing 8
Exons: 23
Coding region: 685-4395 (1236 amino acids)
Biological process (GO): regulation of DNA-templated transcription
Molecular function (GO): protein binding
Source: RefSeq, a predicted model, not a curated record
GAGAGAGAGAGAGGGAGACGGAGAGAGAGAGAGUGUGAGAGAGAGAGAGUGUGCCUUCAAAAUGGAUGCCAUACACAUACACAGGCUAGGAGCACAGCGAGAGGGGGAAUCUGAUCCACUCCCUGUCAAGCCUGCAGGGCUGCAUCGUACACGUCUGACAAAAGGCACACAGCCGGUGUAUCACUGUGGCUGAGGAGAGCGGGGAGAAGGGAGCCUGUGUGGAAGACCGAGCCCAGCGCCCAAUCAGGUACCUCCGUGUGGUGCUCGAGCCAAUCGGCAGCCCUCGUUCGAGGUUAAAGAUUGACAAUUGCAGGAGAGAGCAGCAGGGAGAGAAGGCCUUCUGGGAAACCUGGACCCAUCUUUUCCCUCAUCCCCCAACGUCCUCAAUAAUUGAUAAAGAUUAAAAGAGUAAGCUGAAGAAUCUGAGUGUGAAUAAGGAUAAAAGAUGUGCCGUGUUUCCGUGUGCCAUGUCAUCCCUCUCUCUCUAGUGAUAGAGGGAGAUGAAAGGUGUGGGGGUUGGUGAAAGCAGGAUAAGGCGGAAUGGAAGCAGUGGUUUUGUUUCCACUGGUUGAGAACGGUGCGUUCAAAUGGUGCUUUCCUCCCUCAAGUGUAAGUGGGACGAAAAUGAGAGCUGAAGUCCUCUGAGCAGCGAGGUCGUUGCAUCUGCCGUGGCGUCAGAGAAAAAUGGUAACAAUAGAAUCGACAGCAGGGUGCCUGCACACAAGUGUGACAGAGGAGGAGGAAAAAACUGGAAAAGAGACAGAAGAUAUGGAGAUCUCAACACGAUCCAAAGUUUCAGACACGGGGCCGACUGAGCGGACAGCCCCGAAGCGAAGAAUGCCCAGUCCUUCUCACUCAUCCAACGGCCACUCCUCGGCUGAGACGUCACCGUGUCCAGUGAAGAAGAAGAAAAAACCUGGUGCUGUUAGCAGCAGCAAAGACCAGUCAGAACUAAGACAUGGUCCCUUUUACUAUGUGAAGCAGCCAGCACUCACCACAGACCCUGUUGAUGUUGUACCGCAGGACGGCAGGAAUGACUUCUACUGCUGGCUGUGCCACCGCGAGGGCCAGGUGCUCUGCUGUGAGCUCUGCCCCAGGGUGUACCACGCCAAGUGUCUCAAACUACCAGCCGAGCCCGAGGGCGACUGGUUCUGUCCGGAGUGUGAGAAAAUAACAGUUGCAGAGUGUAUAGAGACUCAGAGCAAAGCCAUGAUGAUGCUAACUAUAGACCAGCUAUCUUACCUACUAAAGUUUGCCCUGCAGAAGAUGAAACAGCCAGGUGAUCAUCCCCGCUUGUCAUCUCGCUCCCCCCAUGCAGCUUCCACGCAGAGAAAGACUUUUAAUUGGACUGAACCCUUCCAGAAACCCGUGUCUCUUGAGCAGCACCCCGAUUACGCGGAGUACAUUUUCCAUCCGAUGGAUCUCUGUACCCUGGAGAAGAACAUCAAAAAGAAAAUGUAUGGCUGCACAGAGGCAUUUCUGGCAGAUGCAAAAUGGAUUUUGCAUAACUGUAUUAUAUACAAUGGAGGCAAUCACAAACUCACAGCUACAGCUAAAGUGAUAGUAAAGAUCUGUGAACAUGAGAUGAAUGAGAUUGAAGUUUGCCCCGAGUGCUAUCUGUCUGCUUGCCAAAAGAGAGACAACUGGUUCUGUGAGCCUUGCAGUAACCCGCACCCUCUGGUGUGGGCCAAACUGAAAGGAUUUCCAUUCUGGCCUGCUAAGGCUCUGCGGGACAAAGAUGGACAGGUAGACGCUCGCUUCUUUGGUCAGCAUGACAGAGCUUGGGUUCCUUUAAACAACUGCUACCUCAUGUCCAAAGAGAUUCCGUUCUCUGUGAAGAAGACCAAAAGCAUCUUCAACAGUGCCAUGCAAGAGAUGGAGGUCUAUGUGGAGAACAUGAGGAAGAAGUUUGGGGUGUUUAAUUACGCCCCCUUCAGGACACCCUACACCCCUGACAAUAACUUCCAGAUGCUGCUGGAUCCAGCCGAUCCCUCAUCCACUCCCAUCAAACCCGAGAAACAGGAGAAGAUCAAGCUGAGCUUUGAUAUGACUGCGUCGCCCAAGAUCCCACUGACCAGAACCAUGUUGCCUGGGCCUGGAAUGGGAGGGAACGCAGUGGGGGGGCGGCGGCUCCCUCUCACUGAUAUGCCUCGCUCCCCAAUGAGCACCAACUCCUCUGCUCACACAGGUUCAGAUGGGGAACAGGAAACAGGGGAGAAGUCCCAGAGUAAAGCAGCAAACAGCCAAUAUAGUGCAGGAGAAGAGUCCAUGGACUGUACAGCCUCGCCUGCCCUUCCUCGACCUGGUCCCGCUGGCAGUUCCUUGGACAGUCCCAAACCAUUCCACUCUCAGGCUCCUGCCGUCGCCAAGCAGGAGAAAACACCACAGACUGGAAGCAUUCUUAACCUUAAUCUAGAUCGGAGUAAAGCAGAAAUGGACCUGAAGGAGCUAAGUGAAACUGUUCAGCAGAAACAAGGAGCCACGCCAGUCCUCACCUCCCCAAAAAGACAGAUCAAGAGCCGUUUCCAACUGAACUUGGACAAAACCAUUGAAAGCUGCAAGGCUCAGUUGGGUAUUGAUGAGAUAUCUGUGGAUGUGUACAAAGGCGUCGAACACAGCGACUCAGAAGACUCUGAUAAAUCUGACUCCAGUGACAGUGAGUACGCCAGUGAUGAGGAGCAAAAGACCAAGGAAGGCCAAGACACAGAACCCAAUGAAGGAGAGCCCCAAAAGGAGUCAACCAAAGCCAAAGCCAAAGACCAAGCCCCCCUAAGCCAAGAAGAAGAAGGUAAAACCGAUGUGCCUGUCGCAUCCCAUGUUGAACCUACAGCGGGCCAUGCUAGCGCAACCUUAUCCGAUGCUCCUGCUAAAGAGAAAAUAAGCACAGAUGUGGAAAAGGAGAGCCCGGAGAAGAACAAAUCCCCUCCCGAGUCAUCUGCUCCCAAAGAAAAGCCUCAAGUGAAACAAGAGACAAAGCAGACUGUGCCAGUGGAGGACUCUGACUCAGAGAGGGAGCUGGUUAUUGACCUCGGAGAGGAACAAAGUGGCAGGGACAGAAAAAGGAGCAGAAAAGACGGCACCAAAGACUCAACUGCUGGUAAACCUGAUGGCAAAGCUCUGACCACGUUAACCCUCGCAUCUCAAAACAGCACAGCCCCUUCCACACCCUCCAGUGUCUCCACGCAGUCCCCCGUGGCCAUCCCUGUCACCAUGGUCUCCUUCACCGCUCCGUCUCCUGCAACCAUUAGCCUCGCGUCCGUGUCCAGCGCCACCGCCACCGCCCCCUCCUCCUCCUCGGCGUCCACGACGCCCGCCCUGAAGAAGCAGCGCCCUCUGCUGCCCAGAGAGACCGUGCCGGUGGUGCAGAGAGCCGUGGUGUGGAACCCCACCGCCAAGUUCCAGACCUCCUCUCAGAAGUGGCACAUGCAGAAGGUGCAGCGCCAGCAGCAAAACCAGCAAUCUGUGGCAACCGCUCAAAUGCAGGCGUCGUCACCCAGACACGGCCAGGCUCAAGUGCUGACCCAGACACAAGCGGUUGCAAACGGCUCUGCCGCUGUCUCCUCGUCAUCGCCACAGCAGUCUUCACAAAACACUCGCUAUCAGACCAGACAGGCUGUUAAAGCUGUGCAACAAAAGGACACUCCUCUCACCACAUCCACAUCGACUGUCACCCUGGUAUCCAGCAGCCCAGCGUCUGUCGCCAUGAUGGCUGCGUCAAGUUUAGGCACGGCCACUGCGUCUUCAUCAGUUGCGACCGACCUGUACAUCCCCACUGCCUCCGCAGAUGUAGCUGCAGACAUUGCCAAGUACACAAAUAAAAUAAUGGAUGCAAUCAAAGGUACGAUGACUGAAAUCUACAAUGACCUUUCUAAGAGUACUUCAGGAAAUACAAUAGCAGAGAUAAGACGUCUGAGAAUUGAAAUAGAAAAACUACAGUGGCUGCAUCAACAAGAGCUAUCAGAAAUGAAGCACAAUCUUGAGCUGACGAUGGCAGAGAUGAGGCAAAGUCUGGAGCAGGAGAGAGAGAGGUUAGUGACGGAGGUGAAGAAGCAGAUGGAGUUGGAGAAGCAGCAGGCGGUGGACGAGACGAAGAAGAAACAGUGGUGCGCUAACUGCAGGAAAGAGGCCAUCUUCUACUGCUGCUGGAACACCAGCUACUGUGAUUAUCCUUGUCAGCAAGCCCACUGGCCAGAACACAUGAAGUCCUGCACUCAGUCAGCCUCUGCACCACAGCAAGAACCUGAGGCUGAGCCAACAGCAGACCUCCCAAACAAAAGUUUAGGACAGGCUAGCAGUGGCCCAAACUCUCUCAGAGAACCGCCAGUCUCUGCACCAUCAGAAAAAGACUGUGACACGGAGAAGAGCACUGACAGUGUUGCCGUCACUUUGUCAUAACCAAGCUACUUGAAAAUGUAAAUGUAUAUAUUGUUUUUAUUUCACUGCAAAGAAAUGUCUAUGUAAAUUGUUUGUUCGGGAGCCUGUUAUGAAUUUAUAAUUCAAAUUCUGUUCAUUUAAAAUAUUUGUUUCAGUGCUCACAUACUGCCCCCAGCGCACUGUGGUUUAAAACUACACUGACAGCGUAUACAGAAAAAGUAACCACUAGAGGGAGGCAGUUAAAAAAAAAAAAAAAACUGAGACUGUAUACUCAUGCACUCAUUUGCAGGUCCUAUACAGAAAGCUGUCAGAAUAAAGAUCUUACGAGCAUGCUUGAGCGUCACAAAACAUUCACAUAGUGUAAUGGACAACAGUGAAACUGUUUACAACUGCAAAAAUGUAACCCAUGUUGAAGGACCACCUCAGCUGUAGCUUAGAGGACUGCUGACAGAAAUGUCUGUAAAUUACCUUAUUUUGUAUUCUGUGUUAAUUUAUUUGUUAUUAAAAUGUUGCCUGCUGUAUACCGUAAAGAAAAGAACAAAUACACACAUUUUAAACAA